Molecule: messenger RNA, 1167 nt
Organism: Brenthis ino (lesser marbled fritillary)
Lineage: Eukaryota; Metazoa; Arthropoda; Insecta; Lepidoptera; Nymphalidae
Source: the annotation of a GenBank genome assembly
AUGCAACGCGAAAUCAUAAUUGUCGAAACAGGAUUGCAAAUGUCAAUAUGUCAGGAUCUCGGCCUUAAUUUCCAACAGAGAAUGGGCGCAAAUAUAUCACAACUAGAGAGAGAUAUUGGGUCAGAGCAGUUUCCACCGAAUGAGCAUUAUUUUGGUUUAGUUAAUUUUGGCAAUACCUGCUACAGCAAUUCUGUCCUACAAGCUUUAUACUUCUGUAGACCAUUUAGAGAGAAAGUUCUAGAAUAUAAGGCUAAGAAUAAGAGAACCAAGGAGACACUACUUACAUGCCUUGCAGAUUUAUUUUACAGUAUAGCUACACAAAAGAAAAAAGUUGGAUCUAUUGCACCUAAGAAGUUUAUUGCAAGACUGAGAAAGGAAAAAGAGGAGUUUGAUAAUUAUAUGCAACAAGAUGCCCAUGAAUUCCUUAAUUUUCUUAUUAACCAUAUUAAUGAAAUUAUAUUAGCUGAAAGGAAUCAAAGCACGCUCAAACUACAGAAAACAGAUAACAAAGAAGGUGUGACAUGCAACGGUAGCAUACCACAGAACACCGAGCCUACAUGGGUGCAUGAGAUUUUCCAGGGCACACUCACUAGUGAAACUAGGUGUUUGAACUGUGAAACUGUUAGUAGUAAAGAUGAACAUUUCUUUGAUUUACAGGUGGACGUAGACCAAAACACAAGUAUAACACACUGUCUAAAAUGCUUCAGUGACACAGAAACUCUAUGCAAUGACAACAAAUUCAAAUGUGACAACUGCAGUAGCUACCAAGAGGCUCAGAAACGUAUGCGAGUCAAAAAAUUACCGCUUAUAUUGGCUUUGCAUCUGAAAAGAUUUAAAUACAUGGAGCAAUACAACCGACAUAUCAAAGUAUCGCAUAGAGUGGUGUUUCCUUUGGAGCUGAGGUUGUUUAAUACGUCCGACGACGCGGUGAAUCCAGAUCGUCUAUACGACCUCGUGGCGGUGGUGGUACACUGCGGCUCCGGGCCCAACCGAGGGCACUACAUCAGCAUUGUGAAGAGCCACGGCUUCUGGCUGCUCUUUGACGAUGAUAUGGUCGAUAAAAUUGAUGCCUCAGCAAUCGAAGACUUCUAUGGCCUAACCUCCGAUAUACAAAAAUCAUCAGAAACAGGAUAUAUACUAUUUUAUCAGUCUAGAGACGCUAGUUGU